AUGUCAACAGAAGGUGUCAUUGUGGAGGACACAAUUAAUUCUUGUAGGUUUGCGCCGGGUUCACCCAAGAAUAGGCUAAAAUUCUUGUGCAGCCAUGGUGGCAAGGUUCUUCCCCUGCCUGCCGAUGGCCACCUUAUGUACGUUGGUGGCGAAACCCGUGUCAUUUCUGUGCCUCGCGACAUCGGUUUCCAAGAAGUUAUGACGAAGCUCACUUACCUGAUUGAUGGUGAAAUGCUCCUGAAGUAUCAGCUACUCCAAGAGGACCUUGAUGCCCUGGUGUCGGUGAAAUCUGAUGAAGAUUUAGGCCACAUGGUCGAAGAGCAUGAUCGUUAUGAAAGUGCAGGAAGCUCAAGGCUUCGAGCUUUCCUGUUCCCUGCAAACCUUUCUGCAAUUGAGAACAAAAUGGCAUCCACAGAACAUCGUGAACUUGAGCUACGAUACAUUGAUGCCAUCAAUGGCAUAAUCCGUGCUACACCAAGUAGCAAAAAACCAAGUCCAACUAUCAUUGUAGGACAACGUGGGACUUUUAUUUCCUCGGCAUGCUCGUCCCCAACAUCACCCAAGAGCUGCACUACCAAAGCCAUGUGCCACGAAAGCCCGCUUCAGGGUUGUCAGCAAACGGGAGAAGUGAAAAUGCAGAAAGUCGAGAGCUCACCUAGCAUACGCAACCUAAAUAUACCACAGCAAACCAGCCACUCUGUUCAUUCCCACAACUAUUAUCAGAAUUUGGUUCAAUCUCCUCAACUCAACUAUCAGUCCAGCAAACCACCUACUGAUCCGCACAGAUAUGGUGCAUCUGAAAGGCUCGUCUCGAUCAGGUCUAUAGGAAGAGUUGAGGGAGUAAAGUACCAAGUCGAUCGUUGCCCCUAUAACUACUACUCUACGCCUUGGCAUAACCGAGGAAGCAGAUGUUGUACUAGAUGUAUGCAUUGUGAUGAUUGUUGCCAUGGUUUGGAUAAAAGAAUGAUUGACAGGACAGGGCGUCCGAGCAUGAGUCCAACUCCCUUAACUCCCCGGAAUGGCUAUAGCAUCUUAAGGGCAUGA
This is a messenger RNA of Fraxinus pennsylvanica, 1044 nucleotides long. Lineage: Eukaryota; Viridiplantae; Streptophyta; Magnoliopsida; Lamiales; Oleaceae. The record is from the annotation of a GenBank genome assembly.